AUGCCAUUCAGAUUCCCAGUAAAGUUUGAAAUACCCAAACAUUCAUACGUGAACGCCAGGGUUAUCAAGGAUCAAUUCAAAAGAUUACAAUAUGCCGAACAUGAAGUCCAAAGAAAUGCGUUGAAAUACAUCGCAAGAAAUACUGAAUUACCUGGUAAUGUCAGAUUAGAAGCACAAUUACAAUUAUCUUCCAUGCCUAAAUAUACAUCAUUAACACAAAUAAGAGACCGUUGUGUUGCUUCAGGUAAUGGUAAAUGGGUUAUCAAGGAUUUUAAAUUAAACAGAACUGCUUUCAGAGAUAGAGCAACUGCUGGUAUUAUUCCUGGAGUCAAAAAGGCUUCUUGGUAA
Molecule: messenger RNA, 348 nt
Organism: Yamadazyma jaroonii
Lineage: Eukaryota; Fungi; Ascomycota; Pichiomycetes; Serinales; Debaryomycetaceae
Source: the annotation of a GenBank genome assembly